AUCCCAGCCUAGCAUCUCUAAGGAGACCAGCGGUCCUCAGUCCUAGGUGCUCACGUAUCUCUCAGGGAUGUGCUAUGGGCUGAGUCCUGGCCCAGAUCUACGGAAUCAGAAGCCCUGGGAUCAGCUGCUGCCAGAAGUCCUUGAGGUGGCUCGCUGGCCAGGAAGGGCUCCCCCAGUCAGGCAGGGGCAGGCUCAGGAGGAGGACAGUGGCCCAUUGUCCAGGAGACCCCGCUCCCUGGGCAGCCCAGCCUGCCCCUUGCUUUUGCCUUCUCAUUGUCUUCCUGUCCCCCUGAUCCAUGUCCACCAAGUCCCCACCGUCCCAAGCACACGUGGUGGCUGUUAGUUUCUUUUCUUCUUUGGGCAGGGAUGUCUUUUAAGCACACACAAGUCAACAGUCACUGCCUUCGCUCCUUUUCCACAGCGUGGCGGCCGCGCCAGGCCGCGGAGCACCUGGCUUUGUCAUCCCAUUUACGCCUUGUCCUGGACACUGUUCCAUGGCAAUCCAUUCUCUCUUACAGCUGCACUCCUCAGCACAGAUUUUUAAAACUCGCUCGGAGAGCCAAGCCACAGGUGACUGUUCCUCCUCUGAAGAGGUGAGGUCAGGUGUUGUUGCUGAGGAGGAAGACGCGAGGUGGAGGCUGGGCGUCUCUCGGAGCCCACACACCUGAGCCGGCUGCCUGAUCCGCUGACUCCGGGACCCGCAGGGACCAGCUGGCCUUGUCCUGCGCUGCGGGCUGGGAGAUCCGUCUCGGGCCCUGCGCUGCCCGCCCUGCCCGCUGGCCUUGGAUCUGCUCUGUGCACCCCAGGACAGGCGGAUCCUGGCAGACGCUAUCCUUACGGAUUCCUGCCGUCUUGUCUGUUCCCGCCUCUGCCACGCACGGCACCCACCGGAUUCCGGCACUAAGCCUAGACCCUGGACCCCACAGCUGCUCCGAGAGGCCCCAGACUGACUCUGAGCCCAACCCCACCCCAGCUGGAUGCGGGCCCCAGAGCGGGCCCCAGCCUCGCCACCCGCCCGGCCUCGCCCUCUGCCCUCCGCGCCCUCCCAUGUCUGGCUGCUGCGACAGACUCUAGAAUGUCUGUGCCCCAGAUCCGAGUGGAAGAAGUGGGUGAAGACGAGGGGCCAGCGGGAGCGGCCACCCCUCCUGAUGACCACCUCCGCAGCCUGAAGGCCCUGACCGAGAAGCUGAGGCUGGAGACCCGCAGGCCCUCCUACCUGGAGUGGCAGGCCCGGCUGGAGGAGCAGACGUGGCCCUUCCCCAGGCCGGCCACUGAGGAGGCGAGCUCAGAGCAGGCAGAGUGUGGGGCCGGGGAGCCCCUGCUGGCCCCGAGAGAGGCCAGCGAGCACCCGCCACCUCCCGGCAGCGCCGGUGAGGGCGACGGGCCACUGUCCACAGGCAAGCUGGAGGGCUUCCAGAGCAUCGACCAGGCCCUCACCUGGCUCAGGAAGGAACUGGCAGAGAUGAGGCUGCAGGACCAGCAGCUGGCCAGGCAGCUCAUGCGCCUGCGCGGCGACAUCAACAAGCUGAAGAUCGAGCAGACCUGCCGCCUGCACAGAAGGAUGCUGAACGACGCCACCUACGAGCUUGAGGAGCGGGACGAGCUGUCCGACCUCUUCUGCGACUCGCCGCUGGCCUCCUCCUUCAGCCUCUCCACACCGCUCAAGCUCAUCGGCGUCACCAAGAUGAACAUCAACUCCCGGAGAUUCUCCCUCUGCUGAGGAGCCUUCGGGCGCCAGACCAGAGCUGAGGGUGGGGAAGGGAGCUACACCACCUUGGAGUUACCUCCUGGCAGCUAAAGCAGGGUUCCGGACCUGGUGGGAGGUGCUCUCAGGGACCCAACUAGGGGUCCCAGUGUCUCCACCACCGGCUCCUGUUCGGUGCACAGGCAGGGUGAGAACUGGGUUCCCAGCAGGACCCAUCCCCUCCUCCCUCCGUGGCCCGUAUUCCUGCGUCCUGGAGUCAUUGGUGCUGUGAACUGGGGUCCCUCCGCGGGGCUCCCAGAACUUUGUUCUCACAGGAGGCUCCCCGGGGGUGUGGGAGAUGAGGGACCGGUAUACUAAUCCUGUGCUGUUGCCACCCAAGUCCUAGCUCUAAGCAGGUGACACAGUGACUUGAUAGGGACCCACCAGAACUACAACACCAAAAAGUAAAAGUGUCUCCUCAGCCAGCAGCUGGUCCAGGCUCCUGGCAGGCUUACAGCUUGGCGCUACACGGCCUUGGACAUUUCUUCCAGAGUGGCCUGGACAUGUGAGCACACAGUGGCCUAGCUUGGGUAGAGUGAGUCCAGAUGCCCUGUCUCCCCUCACCCCCCGGCCACGUGUUCUAGUCUCAGCCACCAACACCCCUUGCACUCUCACCCACAUCCCCCAGGAGCACCUGACAGGCCGGAACUGAUUUCCUAUGACCAAAUUCUCCAGGAUGGGCGCUGCUCUGAGAGUGCCACCCAUAUCACCUCAGUGUGUCCCACUCAUUGAGUUAAGAGACAUCGCCCAAGGAACCCAGUAGCCACCUCUGAGACAGACUGUGCCCGACCUAAACAACUUUCUUAGACUGUCGCUCUGCGUUGAUACCUUACUGAUGACAGGUGGCUUCUCAUCCAAGCAGGGACCCAGUUGAGUAGGCCAAGCAGAGAGUCUGGGACGUGGCUGUCAGUGUCCCAGUGUCAGCAUGGUGAGAGCUGAGCCGGUCCGGGCCUGACCCACAUGGUGCCUGGGGCAACCCUAGGUCAAGAGUUUCCUAAACCUCUGAGGCAUCUAGUGGAGCCCUCUGAGUAAUGAGACGACUUCUUGGUGGCUAUAAAUAACGCCUCCCUGGAUCACAGAUCCAUGAUCUUGAACCCCAAAGAUGGUGCUGGUGCUUUGUCAGGUCCACGGGCUGCCAGCCUCACUCCUCUCCAUCUGCUCAGGCCCCACCCGCCCCUCUCUCUACAGUCCAGAGUACCAGGCUGGUGAGGGUGCUGGACCCAACGGCACGCGUUCCCUGGUCACCGUCACGCGGUCACCGUCACCAGGCCAACUGCACCCCACACCCCACGUUCCAUCCCUGCCAUGGUCUCUGUCCACAUGCACCACGGCCCACCAGGGGAGAGGCUGGGUUUUCGGGGCUACGAGUGGGAAGUCGCAAAUGAGUGGUCCCAAAUAGCUGGCAGGGAGCACGGUGUCUUCAUCGUGGUCUCGAAGAGCCGGAAAGUUUGUGUAGAAUGCUUCCAUCAAAGAAGGUAGGAUGACAUAGGGUUUCGGGUCCCCCUAAAGCCCCCAGGACCCAUCCCAGGGUCCUGGCUCAGAGUCCCUUACAGCACUGCCAAGUCCUGAGCAGUGUCCCUUUCCUGUCACCUCCGUCCAGACCGUCCCAGCACCAUCCCCUGAUGCGCACACCCCCCCACACACCGCAGAGAAACGCAGAAGCACAUCCAUGUUCUGAAGAGAAAGCCUAAUGGGCCAGUUUUCUUUUUAGAACUCUGCCGUUGCCGUAGGAGAAAAGCUGGCUGGAAGGAAGGCAGGUGCCUGAGGUGUGUGCAGCUGGAGAGCUUGGGGCUCAGUUAACCUGUAUUUUCCUCCCUUUAUUUGCUGGAAACAAACCAAGCCCCAGACACACGGUUUGGAAGAGGUUAGACGUCUCAGCUAUUGUGUUCAGUUCAUCCUGAGGAUUUCAUCUGGGGAUAAGUAGGGGAGGUGGGGGGGUCAGAGAAGUGGUGGGAAAGGCAGUCUCCUACACACAGCCCGGGUCUGUUAGUUCCCACCUUCCACAGUGAGCACAGGGAGCCGGCCGAGUCGUUCUGCUCCAUCUGUGAAGUCCCCAUCUGUGGGCAGCAACUGCACUGGCCCCGCGUCCAUGGCCAGCUCACCACGUGAAGAGGACUGUUUGUAGUUUUGCCUGUUUGCCAUCUCUGUGCCAGACCCAAGGAUGUAAACACAGAGCUACUGCCGCGCUACCACCAGUGGUCUUGUCCAAUGCCUUCGCAGGCUCCGUAGCAAUCACAGAAGCCUAGAGGGCCUGGGCCGGCUCCACCCGGCCCGGCCUCGCCCAAGACCUACCCUGUAGCAAUACCAAGUGCUAUUACAUAAUGGAUGGACAAUUUACAAUUUUAUUUUUUAUGAUUAUGUUUCUACAUUGCUGUUAGAUAAAGUGAAAUAAAAAUAUUUCAAAAGAAGA
This is a messenger RNA of Chinchilla lanigera (long-tailed chinchilla), 4154 nucleotides long. RefSeq names its product family with sequence similarity 167, member A (gene Fam167a). The transcript has 4 exons. The coding region runs from base 1076 to 1720 and encodes 214 amino acids. NCBI's taxonomy places the organism in Eukaryota, Metazoa, Chordata, Mammalia, Rodentia, Chinchillidae. The record is from RefSeq and is a predicted model, not a curated record.